This is a messenger RNA of Nomia melanderi (Alkali bee), 4216 nucleotides long. It is a transcript of the gene Sema1a, whose product is annotated as semaphorin 1a. The record is from RefSeq and is a predicted model, not a curated record. Gene Ontology annotation, biological process: negative chemotaxis; neural crest cell migration; semaphorin-plexin signaling pathway. NCBI's taxonomy places the organism in Eukaryota, Metazoa, Arthropoda, Insecta, Hymenoptera, Halictidae. Gene Ontology annotation, cellular component: plasma membrane. Gene Ontology annotation, molecular function: chemorepellent activity; semaphorin receptor binding.
ACAGCUGGGAAGUGUAACAUCACACAUCGAUUCGACGGCCCUGGCGAGCCCGAAAAAUUGUCUCUAAUUCCGCGUUUUCUUGGCGGCGCCCCGCGUUCCCCCGAGAAAGAAAACGCGGCCCGCUGUGUGCUGGAGAUCGAGCCGUGUGUGCCUGCCUGGAGAAAGUGACCGUUCCGCGGACCGAUGUGCCGAUACGAAACGUGACUGUUGGUUAUGCGGUGGUGGUUCCUGUCACGAACACCAGCCCUCGUUCAACCCCCGUUACACGACUCUCGCGACGACCUACGAGGGAAACUGCCGCGGAGGUCACUGCAUUGCGAUUGGCGGCGUUGCAGCGGUGUCAACGAGAUACCAACGACGGGGACGAGGACGAGGACGCCGAGGAUGGCGGCGUGAUCGUGUCGCGGGGGUGGUGGGGUUGAAAAUCGGCGCUUGCCCGGUAUCUCCUGUGCACCUUCUUCCUUCUCUCUCUCUCUCCUCCCGUCCGUCCUCCUUUCCCGUUCGAUCCUCCUUUUCCUUUUUUCCAGCAGUCGACUGCCCCCUAUUCUUCUCCGGCCGCGGCUCUGCCUCCGCUUCCGCGUUUCGGCCACGUGCGUGCGGUGCUGGCUCGCGAAGCACGCACACGCAACUCGCGGGACACCGGCGAGCAGAGGAGAAAGAACAGAGAGACGCAGCCAGGCGAGCGUAGUCCCGGAGACUGCGCGCAACCGUCGCUCGACGCUCGGAGUGGGGGGUCACCUGUCGUGGCGCUGCGCGUCGUUAGUGUGACGGCGACCGUCGUGGGUCUCGCAUCGUCCCGUCGUGCGCGCGAACCGAACCGCCUCGAGAGUGACUUUCCGGUGAGUCCACAGUGACAGAGGGUGAGAGGGAGAGAGAGGGAGACACGCGUGCACACACACACGCGCGCCUAGAGAAAAAACACGGGCAGGGGUGGAUAGGGCGCGCACGUGCGCGCAGGGUGGUCGGCCGCCUCUCGUCCUCGCGCUCCUUCUCUCCGACUCGGAUCCCGUUGCCGGAGGGUGGCCGGUGGUCGGUCGGGGUCCGUCUUGGUUUUCGAAAAUUCGCUGCGAGGCGCGCGCCAGCACGCCGCGUUCCGAGUUCUCGUGAAUGUGCGGGGUCGGUAAGAAGCCGGUCGUCGUCGUCCCGAGGGAAACAUGCGUGAACAGAGCUGGAGGACAACGACUGCGACAGCGUCAGCGACGAGGAACACGCUGCACGUGACUGCGGCACCCUCGCACCUUCUGCUGCAGUGAGUGGAGAAGCCGAGAGAAACGGAGGGAAGGAGAGUGAUUGAGAGGAACACGGUUCUUUCUCGCCCCGUUCUUCUCCGUUGCACCGCACGUGCGGGUUGUCGGGUCGCGGCGCCGGCAACGGAUGUGCUUCGCCCUUCGUUCUUCGCGGGGAGUAAAGAGUGCCGGUGGUUGGUGCGGUAUUUUCUCGUGAGUUACUCGCCGCGGUUCUCUCGUUCCCGUGCAACCCUCGCGGAGGAGACUACGAACCCUGGCACGUAUCCGGUCCAGUUCGAACCACCCGAGAGAAGAUGAGGCGUACCAUCUUGGAAACGAGGAUGCACCCCGUGUUGUCCUGCUGGUGCGUCGUCGCCACGGUCACCCUGGCCCUCGCGGCCUGGCAGGAGAACAUCAGGCCGAAGAUGUACGUCCAGCUCGGUGCGGAAGAUGUGUUCAGGUUUACGGGAAACGAGACGCACACAGACUACUUUCGGCUGGUGCUCCGGGACGGGAACUAUCUUCUGGUCGGCGGAAGAAAUCUCGUGCACAACCUGAGCCUGACCGAUCUGACCGAGCAGCAGAGGCUGACUUGGUACUCGACCGACAGUGACGUGAAGAUGUGCCUAGUGAAAGGCACGCCCGAGGAGAACUGCCAGAACUAUAUUCGCAUCCUGGUGAAGACCGACGCGAACACGCUGCUGGUGUGCGCGACGAACGCGUUCAAGCCGAUGUGCCGGGAUUACGGCGUCCACGCCGGCAACUACUCGAUCCUGAAGGAGAAGAUGGGCCAAGCGAUGUGCCCGUACGAUCCCCGGCACAACAGCACCUUCACCUACGUCGACGGCGAGCUGUACACCGGCACGGUGGCCGAUUUCGCUGGAAUGGACCCCAUCAUCUACAGAGAACCGUUGCAAACCGAGCAGUACGACUCGAAGAGCCUCAACGCGCCGAACUUCGUGAGCUCGAUGUCCCAGGGAGACUUCGUCUACUUCUUCUUCCGGGAGACCGCUGUAGAAUAUAUCAAUUGCGGCAAGACCGUCUAUUCUCGCGUGGCGAGAGUCUGUAAAUACGACCGAGGUGGUCCGCACCGUUAUCGCAAUAGGUGGACCUCGUUCCUAAAGUCCAGACUUAAUUGCUCCGUCACCGGAGACUUUCCUUUUUACUUCAAUGAAAUACAAUCAACGACGGAACUGAUAUCGGGCCAGUACGGCAAUAAGUCGGCGCAGCUGAUAUACGGCACGUUCACCACGCCGGUGAACAGCAUCAGCGGCUCGGCCGUCUGCGCCUUCUCCUUGCAGGACAUCACCGACACGUUCAAAGGGAACUUCAAGGAGCAGAGCGCCAUCAACUCGAACUGGCUGCCGGUGCAGAGCACCAAGGUGCCGGACCCCAGGCCGGGACAGUGCGUCAACGACUCCCGCUCGCUGCCCGACCUGACGCUGAACUUUAUCCACACGCACUCUCUCAUGGACGACCUGGUGCCCAGCUUCUUCGGGCAGCCCAUCGUCAUACGCACCAGCUUCCAUUACAGGUUCACGCAGAUAGCAGUGGAUCCGCAAGUGAAAACGCCCGGCGGCAAGACGUACGACGUGCUGUUCAUCGGCACCGACAACGGCAAGGUGAUCAAGGCGGUGAACGCGGAGUCCGCCGACACCCACCUGAAGGUCAGCCCCGUGGUGAUCGAGGAGAUCCAGGCGUUCCCGUCGACGGUGCCGGUCCGCGGGAUAAAAGUGGUCCGAGCCUCUCAGGCGGGCGACGGCCUCGAAGACGGCAGGCUGGUCGUGAUCGCCGACAGCCAGGUCCAGGCGCUCAGGCUCCACCGGUGUUACAGCGAUAGGAUCUUGUCGUGCGGCGAAUGCGUGGCAUUGCAGGACCCUUACUGCGCCUGGGACAAGAUCGAGGGCAAGUGCAGGGCGUUGGUGGGCCCGGCGGCCACGGACGCCAGCCGAUUCCUGCAGAGCGUCGCGACCGGGAUGCACGGCUCCUGUCCGCCCAGCAAGAGCCUGAACAAGGACGCCGGCAGCGUCGGCGCGAUCUCCGCGAACCAGAACAAAUUCCCGCAGGACUCGAUGAUCCCCAAUAAGGAGGGCCAGGGCGGGGAGAUCAUCAACAUCAUGCAAGACGAGGAGCAGGAUAAUUCAGGCCCCGAGGUGUCGGCGGCCGACUCGCCACCGCCGCAAUAUUCCGUGGAGACUCUGGUGAUGGCCGUGGUGGCCGGCGCGUUGGCUGCUCUGCUGGUCGGUUUCGUGGCUGGCUAUCUGUGCGGCAGGAAGUGCAGGAAAGACGAGGACGACAAUCUACCGUACCCGGACACGGAGUACGAGUACUUCGAGCAACGGCAGAACGUUAACAGCAGGUUAGCGCCGGAGCCGAAAUUGCUGCCGCAGGAGGAGGUGACGUACGCGGAGCCGGUGCUGGUCCCGCAGCCCCCGAAGCUGCACUCCCCGAAAGGCACGAUGCGAAAGCCACCGCCGACACCCACAGAAACGCUGUUCCAGUUCCCAGACGGGUACGGUUUCCGCGGGCCGAGGGACAACUUCGGCACCCUGCGGUCGCACCAAGGCGACGCGUACCGACGCACCGACGGGUUCGCGACCACCCGCAGCGUGAAGAAGGUUUAUCUCUGAGAAACGAGCGAGGAGGGAGGCGGCCGUCACCGGAGCCUAGGACGGCCGGCGCGCAAUCGCCGUAACGCGAUUGUCACGUCCGGGGGACAGUCGAACCGCGAGCUCGCGGGCCCGAGGACGCUAGAGUCGCCCUCGCCGCCGUCGAGCGUGUCGUCGAGUUCCCCGUCUCCUCCCUCCUCGUCACCCUCGCCAACCCUCGUGCCGAUCGCCAUGACAGGCGGCUCGCCGCCGCCCCCGACGCCACCCUGCAGCUUCAUCUACCGGUCAUAGUCGUCGUCGUCGCCGUCGGCGUCGUCCUCGUCACCGCCGCCGUCGUACACCGCUUCUUGUUACGCGACGCCAGCACCAGCAGCAACGGCA